AUGAUAUGCGGCAACACCGGCAACUACACGGCGAACAGCACGUACCAGUCCAACCUCAACCUCAUCCUCUCCUCCCUCGCCGCCAACGCCUCCGGCGGCGGCGCCGGGUUCUCCGAAGGCACCGCCGGCCAGACCCCCAACAAGGUCUCCGGCCUCGCCCUCUGCCGCGGCGACGCCAACGCCUCCGCCUGCGGCUCCUGCCUCCGCCUCGGCGCCUCCGACGUCCUCAACCUCUGCCCCUACGACAAGGACGCCAUCAUCUGGUACGAUGACUGCCUCAUCCACUUCUCUGACUUGCACUUCCUCACCUCCACGGGCAACUCGCAGCAAGCGGUCUUGUAUAACAGCAACAAAAUCACCUACAAACCCCAUGUAUUUGAUGAAAUGACUGCAUGGUUGAUCAAUAGAACAGCCGACUGGGCAGCACACAACACAAAGAGUAGGUUUGCGACGGCGGAGGCAAAGUACACAGCCGAUAUACCGUUAUACGGGUUGGUGCAGUGUACACCAGAUUUGACGCCAGUAGAGUGCUGGCAGUGUCUGCAAAGUCUAAUUGGCGAGAUGCCCCAGUGGUUCUUAGGGAGAGAGGGCGGGCGAAUUCUUGGAGUGAGGUGCAAUCUCCGGUAUGAAGUGUAUUCAUUCUUUGAUGUGGCACCCUCGCUAAGGCUUGUUCUUCCGGUAGUAAGUGCUCCAGCGCCUGCUCCUGUUGUACAUACCCCAGUAUUUGUUCCGGCUAGGGAAGAAGGAAAGAAGAAGAAUGUAACAGCAACAGUUCUCGCAAUUGCCCUACCUCUAGCUACUGCUCUUGUUCUUGUAUCUGCUAUCUGCAUUUGCUUCUGGAGGAAGAGAUCAGCAAUAAAACAACCACUAUUAUAUGAAACUACUGCAGAGGAGAUCAGAAGUGUUGACUCACUGCUUAUUGAUCUGCCAACACUGAGAGCUGCAACUGGUAAUUUUGAUGAGGUCAAUAAACUUGGUGAGGGAGGAUUUGGUGCUGUUUAUAAGGGGAUCCUACAUGAUGGGCAUGAGAUAGCAGUUAAAAGACUAUCAAGAAGCUCAGGGCAAGGAAUAGAGGAACUGAAAAAUGAGCUUGUUCUUGUAGCCAAACUUCAACACAAGAAUCUUGUAAGACUUCUAGGCGUAUGCUUGGAGGAGCAAGAGAAGCUUCUUGUCUAUGAAUAUGUGCCUAACAGAAGCUUAGACACCGUUCUUUUUGAUUCUGAGAAGAAGCAGCAGCUUGACUGGGGGAAGAGGUAUAGGAUCAUUAAUGGAAUAGCUCGAGCACUAGUAUAUCUGCAUGAAGAUUCUCAGCUGAAAAUUAUUCAUAGGGAUUUGAAAGCUAGUAACAUUUUACUAGGCGCAGACAUGAACCCUAAGAUUUCAGACUUUGGUCUGGCUAGGCUUUUUGGAGGAGAUCAAACUCAGGGGGUCACGAGCCGCGUUGUUGGGACAUUUGGAUAUAUGGCACCAGAAUAUGCCAUGCACGGCCACUUCUCAAUCAAGUCAGAUGUAUUCAGCUUUGGUGUUCUUAUUCUGGAGAUCAUCACAUCGAGGAAAAACACUGCUACCCUCAAAUCUGAGCAGGCUGAAGAUCUCUUAACCUAUAUAUGGGAGCAUUGGAUCAACGGAACAAUUCUAGAG
Molecule: messenger RNA, 1641 nt
Organism: Ananas comosus (pineapple)
Lineage: Eukaryota; Viridiplantae; Streptophyta; Magnoliopsida; Poales; Bromeliaceae
Product: cysteine-rich receptor-like protein kinase 6
Exons: 9
Biological process (GO): protein phosphorylation
Molecular function (GO): protein kinase activity; ATP binding
Source: RefSeq, a predicted model, not a curated record